AUGCAAUUACCGAGCCGCGAAGUGACGAAACCAAGGUCGGAAACAGCGGAAGCAUUGGUCUUUAGAGAAACUCUAAUGGAUGAUGAUGAGUCCACUUUUGGGAAGAAAAUUCGAGUGGAAGUGUUUCCAGAAAAGACUCCGAGAGUGGUGGAAGCAGCCCUUGUUGAGGGAACUCCAUCAAACCAACUAAAGCAAAUUACAACAGAAGAGAAAAAUUACUCUCAACAAGAUUUUAUAAUAUGGGAAAGACAGGAAAAUUUCAAGGAGCAAAAUUUAAGUGAGUGGUCAUCACCACUAAAAUUAUUGAGUCAAGAUAAAGAAGCAUUGUUGAAAGUUCCAGUUUUAUUUGCUUCCUUCGAUCAAACGAGCCGAUUAGCUUCUGGAUACGGCGCUUGUUCCGUGAUAGCAAUAUUCAUUGCUCACUGGCUUCACUGCAACCCAAAAUUAAUGCCCACAAGGGUACAAUUUGAAUCCCUAAUCCUCGAAGGCUCUUCUGAGUGGCCAGCACUCAGCAACGAAUCCUCUUAUUGCCAGAACAAAUUUUCUAACAAUCACUUCGAUAUAGAGACUGUGAUAAAUGCUGGUAUCAAACCAGUCUCUAUUUGCACAGAUAGAUCAGUUACGGGGAUGUUCGGGGUUGAAAAAAUCAACUUGUUGAAAGAUAUGUUCUCUUUAGACAAUAUGUGGGAGACCAUAACUAAAGAUUUAACAACAGAGCCAAAAAUUUUCGUCGUGGGUUGGAACGAUCACUUCUUUGUCUUAAAACUAGAACUUCAUGUUUGUUAUAUUAUUGAUUCAUAUGGAAGUAGAUUAUUUCGAGGGUGCAACCAAGCUUGUAUGCUAAAAUUUGACGAUUCAAGUGUAAUUUACAGCACCGAUCAACAAAUUCUUUGCACAGGCAAAGAUUGCUGCAAGGAAUAUAUGAGAAUGUUUUUAAGUAGUAAUAUUGUUAUGAAACUGGAGAAGGAAUACAAGAGGGGAUACAUUCAAUUACCUUAUCUAUAUGAGAAGUUGCAAGUAGACAUGAGCUAUAUGUGCUUAAAUGCUCCAUCGCCAGUAUCAUCUUCAUCGACGUCUUCCUAUGAUGCCCCAUCUUCCCUUCAAUUGUGA
Molecule: messenger RNA, 1110 nt
Organism: Cannabis sativa
Lineage: Eukaryota; Viridiplantae; Streptophyta; Magnoliopsida; Rosales; Cannabaceae
Exons: 3
Coding region: 1-1110 (369 amino acids)
Source: RefSeq, a predicted model, not a curated record